This is a messenger RNA of Ilyonectria robusta, 1570 nucleotides long. RefSeq lists its product as uncharacterized. The transcript has 2 exons. Lineage: Eukaryota; Fungi; Ascomycota; Sordariomycetes; Hypocreales; Nectriaceae. Gene Ontology annotation, cellular component: nucleus. The record is from RefSeq and is a predicted model, not a curated record. Bases 143 to 1444 code for a protein of 433 amino acids.
AGCGCGUCUAGACGCGACAUCCACCAAAGGCCCCUUGGUGAAUUCAACUCCUAGUCAGGUAAUUCCGCAAAGCCGGUCGCCUUCCCCGGAUUCUUACACGUUAUACAUCGCUCUCGGUUUUCGUAUUUCAUUUGUUCCGACCAUGGCACCGCCAGCCAAGAAAAUUGAGCAGGCGCUGCUUGAUGGGACCUACGAAGUGUAUAGCGAGGCUCCCGAUGACACAACGGUGAACAAAGUCCGAAAGCAUGUCGAGGAGAAACUCAGCCUGAAAGAUGGCUUCUUCACCACCGGCAAUUGGAAGGCAAAGAGCAAGACUCUCAUCAAGGAUCGCGUUGACCAAUUAGUAGACGGAUGGGUCCCGGAAACCAAGGAGGAGUCUGAUUCUAACGCAGGCACUAAGCGUCGCUCCUCUGCAUCUACAGCUUCCAAACCCAAACGCCAGAAACGUGCUCCGAAGCCGAAGAAGCUGGCCAAGAAGGUGGAAUCAGACCUGAGUGAACUCAGUGAGCUAAGCGAGCUCAGUGACGAGGAGAAGCCUCAGCCUAAAAAGAAGGCCACGGCAACUAGCAAGGCGAAGAAGGUGGACUCUGAUGAAGAGGAUGACAUGGCCAAGUCCGAAGAUCCAGCUCCGGAUGCUAAGCCCGAGCCUGAUGUCGAGGAUGUUGAAGAAGAGGACAAGACCCAAGGGGGGGCGGAUGACGAAAGUAAACCGGCUCCUGCCGAAGAGAAAAAGACUCCUGUGGUCAGGAUGAUGCCAAAUAUCACACUCGGCGAAGAAAUCAAGGAUGAGGAGACGGGCACAACGAAUGACGUUGAUCCCAUGCCAGUUGAUGAGGAAGACGAAUACUCCGAUGUCAUCGACGAGCCGGUUAAGCCCAAGCGCAAGAAGAAGGAGAAGAAGGAGAAGAAAGAGAAGAAGGAAGCCUCCAGCAAGCCGGUCAAACCAUCCAAAGCUGCCAGCAAAAAGACAUCAGAGCCCGACGACCCGCAGGAAGCUGAGAUCAAGAAGCUCCAAUCCCAUCUCAUAAAGUGUGGCAUCCGGAAACUCUGGCACAUCGAACUGAAGGAACACGGAGGCGAUUCACGCGCCAAGAUCCGUCAUCUGAAGAAGAUGCUCUCAGAUAUCGGCAUGGAUGGGCGCUUCUCGGAGGCCAAGGCGCGCGAGAUAAAAGAAACUAGGGAGUUGAUGGCGGAGGCAGAGGCUGCUCAGGAAAUGAACCGCUUGUGGGGCAUGGGGGGCCGUAGCCGGGCGAGCCGAAGCAAGAAAGCCGAGCAGGAGGAUGGGAGUGAGGCGAGUGGUGGUGAGGGCGAGGUUGGCGGAGAGGGCGAGAAGGGCAGUGAGGGUGGAGGUGAUGACGAGGAUGAGGACAUCACGUAUGCGGCAAGGCGGAAGAGGGUGCAGGCCGAACUGGCCUUUUUGGGAGACGACAGUGACUCGGACUAAUUAUGGCGUUCAUGUUCCCCGGGUUGCUUGCUAGGUUGGCGUGAUGGUCAAGUUCGGAGUCAUGCUAUGUAUCACGGAUGCUCUUGUACAAUACUACUCAACGAAUGUGACGAUUUGAGGCUUUUG